CAUAAACUAUAUGUUUUUAUAGGUAUUAGUCUUAAGAAUUUCCGUUCAUUGGGUGUAAAACAAUAAAAAUUGUCAUAAAAAUAGCCAAAACUAUAUGAAAUACCAUAAAAUAGUCAAAACUUUAAUUAUAUUGGACAAUUACAGCCCAGUCCAUAUAUUUCAGUUUUUCAAUUCGAAACUCAGAACUUCGAUUCGGUUGAAAGAACUCUGAUUUCCGAAUGAGAACUAUUUCUCUUCCAAAUUCUGAAGGGAAUAACAUUAUUUUGGUUUCAAUUUGGUCCGGAUCAGUUUACGGAACUGGAUGCCCACCCCUAAUUCAGAAUCCCCUCCCACCCAUAAUUUCGUCUCCUUUCUCUUAGGUCUUAGCCAAAGAGGAGAGGGAGAGAAAACUCCACAAGGUAGAAAAACAGACAGAAAAUGGAGAAGGCGAAGCAGUUCCUGGAGUCGAGCGAAGAUGAAGCGAACAGGGUAUCGCGACUCGUGAUUCAUCCUCACCGAGUCGGCCAUGAGUGCAGCUUCUACGAAGACUUCGCUUUACGAGGCAUCCGAGUCGACCGGGUCGACCCCGGCCUCGUUUCUUGUACCUUCACCGUGCCUCCUCGCCUCACCGACAAGAGCGGGAAGCUAGCCACCGGAGCGAUUGCCAACCUGGUCGAUGAGGUGGGAGGCGCGGUGGUUCACGUGGAAGGUCUUCCCAUGAAUGUCUCUGUCGAUAUGUCCAUCUCCUUUCUCUCUACCGCUAAGCUCCAUGAUGAGUUGGAGAUUACCUCCAAAGUGUUGGGGCGGAAAGGCGGCUACGCUGGAACGGUUGUGCUGGUGAAGAACAAGCUGAGUGGGGAGUUGAUAGCCGAGGGCCGCCAUUCCUUGUUCGGCAAACUUCCCAGCAAGAUGUAGGCUCUCUGUCGGAUGCUGAAACAUGACUUUGCAGUUUGCUGGAUAGGAAAUGCGGAGUCUUGGCAUUGCAUGAUGUGCUACCAGCAUAACUUUCCCCCGUUGUGGUAGGAUCUCUUGCUGUUAGCCUAAAUCACAAUUGAAGAUAGAUGCCUGGAGAAAGGAUGACUCGUCUGCUAACCUUUUGGUUGUUCAUUGGCCAAUCUAGUGAAUGUAGUGUAACUGCAAGUACUUUCGAUGUUCAUGACUUCAUGUAUAGACAUAGCUUUCGUGUUGCAGUUCAAUUCACCAUUGGCCAAUUGCUUUAGAGACCAGUAGCGAUAGCGUUUGUAUUGACUGCUAACCUGGUUUGAUGGUAUCGUCAUCUUUACAUAUAUAGUCAGUCAUUAAUUAAGCGUGGAUCCGAAACCUGCCUUUGUGCAGACUAGUUCCGCCUGUGUUUAGCUGGCGAACAUACAUCAGGAUGGAAUUUGUACUCAGUGGUAUAGAAUGCUAGCGGGAACUGAAUCAGGCAUCCACUUUCUUGUUAAGAAGCAUAUUUGAGUUAUGACUUUUCUGCAACUACCUGGUUCUUGAUACGAUGAGAUUGAUUUCAGUAAUAAUGGAGACUGUUUGCUUUCCCCGGAUUGAAGUUCCGCAGCUCUUUGUUUAUGAGAAGUGAGAACAGUACAAAGCCACCAAAAAUACUUAUGUUCAAAACAUGGGUUGUAAACUUGUAAUGGUACUAAUUAGUAAAAUGACUCAAAUCCCUUCUGCUGCUGAGCCUGCAACUGACUAGAACAGGUACUUUUGUUUAAGGGCCUUAGUGAUGUAAAGAAAGCCCCCAUAUGCGCAUAGUGAUUAGUAUGAUUAGUUUGCUAUUUGCCGUCUUAAUUCCAGUAGCUAAAUGGUUUAUUAUGAUUAGUAUGUCAAAUUAUCCAACUAAUUAACCCACUGUUGUUCCCAGUCCCAUCUCAACUAAGUUCCUUUGAAAUUGAAUCACCUUACAAGUUAUGAUUCGCAAUAAGCAUCAAAUUUUGGAAAAAUAUCAAAUUUUGGAAAAAUAUGUAAAUCUGGUCGGGUUCUUUCUUCACAAAAGCACAAUUAAACACAUAUUUUAAAUCAUCAACUUAGUAUAUAUUCGUAUGAUAUGUGAAUGCCCAAUCCUUCACCCAUGUAUGGUUUAUCUUGACAUCAAUGAAUGAGAUUAAGGACUGGAUCUGACCCGAUUUCCAAGCGGUUAGUUGAUUAUUUUUCCUUCUAACUAGAGAAGAAUGUCGGGUCAGAUCCAAUCCUUAAGCCUAUAAGUUUAAGGAGUUUCUUAAAGCUUUCUUAUUGGCCGGCUUGAAUCUAGGGAGUUAGCUGUUAAUAGGUAGUUAACGAUAGAAUUGGUAUUGUAUAACCAUCAUUAAUAUAAUGAAUAUUUAAAUAAAGAAGUGGAAAAAGGUAAUAAUAAAAAAACCUAAGACUAUCCUCUCUGUCAUUCUCCUUGAGUCCCCCGCGCCAUCAGUCGCCAACAACCGUUUCACCAUUUUGCAACCAACCUCCCAUCGGCACCCGCGGGCAGUCCCUCGAUCGGCGAUCGUGCCAAUGCUUGCUAGUACUUCCAUCGGCAAAGGCAGCCGUGUCACCGCCAUCCCGAUGUCAUAUGAGCACCAUUGAUCCCGCCAUAUCAGCGACGGUGUAGCCUUUCCCCGACGACGUACGACUAUAGGUGAGGAGGUAUCGGUCGGAUGGAGGCUUGUGGCGGGCAGAGUUCCCUUUAAUCUUCUCGAAAAUUUAUUAAUAUGGAAAAUUCUCCACGGUUCGUGAUACGAAACAUCUUUUUUGUAGGUUUAUGUUAUUGCUUCGUUUUGCAUGGUUGACGUUGAAAAAAGACUAAUUUUUGUUAAUAAUGCGGUACUUACAAC
Molecule: messenger RNA, 2780 nt
Organism: Linum trigynum
Lineage: Eukaryota; Viridiplantae; Streptophyta; Magnoliopsida; Malpighiales; Linaceae
Source: the annotation of a GenBank genome assembly